GGACGAUUCUGAGUUUCAAUCACACGUUUCAAUUCGCUGAAGAAGGAUAUUGUUCUGUAAAGGAAAUUGUAAUCGACGAACCUGUAACUGAAACAACCUUGAAUUUAUUAUGGUGCAGAAAAAGUUAAAGAAGGGAGGAAAGAGGGUCGCCGCUGCUCCCUUAGCGGUCAAGAAGCUGACCCAGAAGCGUGUCACCAAUCCACUUUUCGAGAAGAGAGCAAAGAACUUCGGGAUCGGACAAGAUAUUCAACCGAAGCGAGAUCUUUCCAGAUUUGUGAAAUGGCCGAAGUACGUACGACUUCAAAGACAGAAGGCGGUGCUUCAAACACGUUUGAAAGUUCCUCCCCCGGUUAAUCAGUUCGCCACCACCCUGGAUAAGCAGACAGCGACUCAGUUGUUCAAGCUGAUGGACAAAUACAGGCCUGAGACCAAAGAGGCCAAGGCAUUGAGACUGAAGCAGAGAGCAGCGGAUAAAGCCGAGGGCAAGGCUGAUGCUCCCACUAAGCGUGCUCCAGUAGUCAGACAUGGGAUUAAUACUGUUACCACUCUGGUUGAGAAGAAGAAAGCUCAGCUGGUUGUUAUCGCCCAUGAUGUAGAUCCCAUCGAGUUGGUUCUGUUCCUGCCUGCCCUAUGUAGGAAGAUGGGAGUACCCUACUGCAUCGUGAAGAACAAGGCAAGGUUGGGUAGGGUUGCUAGAAGGAAAACUACCUCGUGUGUUGCACUGACUCAGGUUGAUUCAGCUGACAGGGGAGCUCUCAGCAAGGUUGUCGAAACUGUAAAGGUGAACUACAACGAGCGUAGCGAGGAGAUCAGGAAACAUUGGGGAGGCGGCAGUUUGGGAAACAAGUCCGCAGCAAAGAUUGCCAAGGUCGAGAAAUUGAGACUGCGAGAGCUCGGCCAGAAGUUUUAAGAUCUCCUUCAGCCGUGAAUAACAAAUCAGAUUUUUGCGGAUUUCUGAUUGCUAUGUAAUGGAAGUUUUUAUUUUGAGAAUAAUUUUGUAAUAAAAACAAGAAAAAAUAAAUAUAUUCCAUUAUAUUA
Molecule: messenger RNA, 1038 nt
Organism: Eurytemora carolleeae
Lineage: Eukaryota; Metazoa; Arthropoda; Copepoda; Calanoida; Temoridae
Product: 60S ribosomal protein L7a
Exons: 8
Coding region: 110-910 (266 amino acids)
Biological process (GO): ribosome biogenesis
Cellular component (GO): ribonucleoprotein complex
Source: RefSeq, a predicted model, not a curated record